Eutrema salsugineum is the source of this 4023-nucleotide messenger RNA. RefSeq lists its product as uncharacterized. The transcript is spliced from 11 exons. Bases 290 to 3940 code for a protein of 1216 amino acids. The record is from RefSeq and is a predicted model, not a curated record. NCBI's taxonomy places the organism in Eukaryota, Viridiplantae, Streptophyta, Magnoliopsida, Brassicales, Brassicaceae. Gene Ontology annotation, molecular function: protein binding.
CCCAAUUUCAAUUCAAUCAGAAAUUAUUUUGAAAUUUUCUUGAAUUCUUUUUUUCUUCUUCAAAAGUUAUUCUUUUGAUCGAUCCACCCUGAAAGUUUCAACAUUUCCAUCUCAAAUCGUCUUCUUGCCAAAAUCCAACUUCAAUAUUCGCUUUCCGUUUUCCGAUUAGACGACUUUCUAUCUAUCUCCCAUGUCGCCGGCUAUUCUGGUAGAUACCUGACACCUCUCUUCUUCUCCCUUACUUCUCCUUGACGAUUUUUCGUUUUUCAUCUGAUCGAAUCUAUCAACAAUGAACAACUUCGGCGACUUGAAUCCCGCCUUCUCCGGUACGGGUCGAACCAGCAAUAACCCUGAUCCGAGUUUCAAUUCAGCGCCGUUUUCCCGGUCUUCUUCUGGGCUCUCUAAGCCGAGAUUCUCUAAGGUCAGAAGGCAAGUGAAGCCUCAGAACUUGAUGAAGCCCUCAGUGACUUCAGAUUCCUUACCGGGUCAGGGUUUCAACCCGUUUCAUUACCGCGGGUCUUUUGAUCCACUUCCGGGUGAGACCGGAUUCGGUCGGAGCAGCAAUGAGGGUUUUGUAUUUGGAUCAAAAAAAGAUGGUUCUUGUGACGAAGUUGGGAAAAGUGUAAUGGAGGAGUUGGGAAAGUUGAAGAUUGAGGGUGAAGAUGGUUACAAGAAGAGUUUUAGCUCUGAUGUGCAUUUAGCUUCGAGUCUUCCUGGAGAUAUGCAGAAUCUAAAUAUCAAGGAUUCUCAUUCCAGCUUUAGUUUCGGUGCUAAUGCGAGGAGAAACGUGGAAGAUGAGCUUCCAUCUCUGUUGAGUAAUAAACUAAAGUUUGAUACCAGCAAGUCUAGCUCCGGUUCUUCUUCUUUUUCUUCGUGGAGUGAAGGACAUGUGAUCCAGGAAAGUAUAAAGAAGUUGAAUAUUUCAGAGAGUGUGAUCCAUCAACAAAGUAAUAAUGUCAAAGCCAAAGGAAAACCCGAGUCCCUAGAUUAUGUUGGGGAGAAGAUACUAUCUGAUGAAUUGUGUCGAAAGCUAAGCGUUGGAAGUAUAGCUACUGAUGGGAUCACCGUAGGGCAUGCAUCAGCUGAUAACCUACCAUCAGGUUCACAUCAGGGAAGUAUGAAUGAGAAGAAAGUUCAUGAUUUAAACAGUUCAUGUCCGAUGAAUUAUAGUUUUGUAGGGACAGAGCCAAGUGAGCGUCCGAAUCCGAGAAAUGUUCAUGAUGUGACCUCUACAGUAAAUACUUCCGGGUUUAAUUUUUCGAGUAAUCAAGACAAUGGGGGAAAUAUUUCUAUGGAGUUCAAGACCCCGAGUUCGAAAGUAAACCCAUUUUCUAGCUUGGACCAGAAAUUGGGGUUCGGCGCAAAGAAGGACAAUGUUGGUGCCACGAGAGCGAGAAGAAAAGGUGGUAAACAGCCUGUGAAAGUGCAGCUAAAUAUUGGACAUGAAUUUGCUUUUGUAGAAAGUGCGUCUCCACAUGGAAGCAAUGAGGCUACUGAGUCUUAUUCACCGAUGGAUGUAUCUCCAUAUGAGGAGACAGCAGAUUACAGAGACUUUUCUGCUACAUCACAUCAGUUUACGAAUCCUGACAAAAGCCAUCUCUCAUCUGAUAUACCGCCUGCUGCUCCAAAUGAUGUGUUUGAUGCAGACCUAGUUGCUGCAACUGAACGGAUGGAAAUAAACGAGGAGGAUGAAGUUAAUAACUAUCAAGCUAAGGAGCUUAAUACUGGUAAAUGUGCUGAUCAUGAAGACCUUGCUGAAGAUUCUGUAUCUGGGGCUGAAACUGAAAGUUUUAAAUCAGCAGCGGAAGAGAUGGAAACUAGUAGCGAAACUUUCGCCACAGCUUCAGAAAGUGAGGUUACUUCAAGGUUUAAGUCUGAUAGGCAAGAAAAUGACGACCAUUCCCUUUUUAAUUCAAAUGGUGCUAGCUCCAGCUUUACCUUUUCUGCUUCAUCGUUUUCGGGAGUGCACGGGCAACUGUCAACUUCAAAGCGUAUCAACAGAAAGAAAAAUCCAGUUAAAAUUGGGCAGGAUCCAUAUAUCUUAAUUCCAAAUGCUUCAGCAUUAAAAUCUUCACAACAUUCGCCGUUAACUGGUGUUCAGUCACACCUGUCCACCGGGAAACCCAGUGAAAGGGAUCCGCUCACUCGUCUACACAAGCCUAUUAAUAAUCCUGUGAUGGACAAAGCACGAGACGAAAAAGACGUAUCUAAUGCAUCGCAAGAAGCAUGUGAAAAGUGGCGACUAAGAGGAAACAAUGCUUACAAAAAUGGAGAUCUUUCCAAAGCUGAGGAAUCUUACACUCAAGGGAUAGAUGCAGUGCCUAAAAUCGAGACUUCUAGAAACUGUCUCAGGGCACUGAUGCUUUGCUAUAGCAACCGUGCUGCAACACGCAUGGCCCUUGGAAGAAUGAGAGAAGCAAUAGCAGAUUGUACGAUGGCUUCUUCAAUAGACUCCAACUUCCUUAAAGUUCAAGUCAGAGCUGGAAAUUGUUAUCUUUCACUUGGGGAGAUUGAAGAUGCGUCCAUGUAUUUUAAAAAAUGCUUGCAAUCUGGAAGUGACAUCUGUGUGGACCGCAAAAUUAUUGUAGAGGCUUCUGAAGGUCUACAAAAGGCACAGAGAGUUUCGGAAUGCAUGCAUGAAGCUGGCUGCCGUUUGCAACUUAGGACAUCAACUGAUGUUGAGAAAGCUUUGGAAGUAUUGGAAGAAUCUCUAUUGAUAAGUCCAUACUCUGAAAACUUACUCACCAUGAAGGGAGAGGCGCUUUUGAUGCUUGAGAAGUAUGAAGCAUCAAUAAAGCUUUGUGAGCAGACAGUUGAUUUGGCUGGAAAGAAUUCUCUUCCCGUAGACGCUAAUAAACUUUUGUCCAAGCCAGAUUCUCAUGACAUUCCCAAGGAUAUAAACUUUAGAGUUUGGCGGUGUCGUCUCAUGCUUAAAACAUAUUUCCUUAUGGGAAAGCUUGAGGAGGCGAUAUCUUCUCUAGAGAAGCAAGAGCAAUUACUAUCUGCUACAAAAAGAGAUGGCAACAAACCACUUGAGUCCUUCAUCCCAUUGGCUGCUACUAUACGUGAGCUGUUACGCCUUAAGUCGGCAGGGAAUGAAGCCUUUCAGUCUGGACGACACACUGAAGCAGUUGAACAUUACACAGCAGCCUUGUCUUGCAAUGUGGAAUCACGUUUUUUUACAGCUGUGUGUUUUUGUAAUCGUGCUGCGGCAUAUAAGGCCCUAGGUCAAUUUUCAGACGCUAUUGCAGACUGCAGUCUUGCUAUUGCUCUUGACCAAAAUUACUCAAAGGCUAUUUCUAGACGGGCCACGUUGUUCGAGAUGAUUAGGGAUUAUGGACAGGCUGCCAGUGAUAUGCAUAAAUAUGUUAAUAGUCUAACCAAGCAAAUGGAAGAGAAGACCUCCGGAGUUCACGACAGAUUCACUAAUUUGGCCAAUGACAUAAGACAAGCUCGUAUACGACUUUCUGAACUGGAAGAGAAAUCAAGGAAAGAAACUUCUUUGGAUAUGUACCUCGUCUUGGGUUUAGUGCCUUCAUGCUCGGCUUCAGAUAUCAGAAAGGCAUAUAGGAAGGCCGCACUCAAACAUCAUCCGGACAAGGCUGGUCAGUCUUUGACAAGAAACGAGACUAAAGAUGAGAGACUAUGGAAGGAGAUAGGAGAAGAAGUGCGCAGAGAUACCGAUAAAUUAUUUAAAAUGAUCGGUGAAGCGUAUGCUGUGCUUUCAGACCCUACAAAGCGUUCGCAAUAUGAUCUUGAAGAAGAGAUGAAUAAUGCACAAAGGAGACGUGAGGGAAGCAGCACAUCUGGAGCAGAGGCAGAUGUUAAUUAUCCAUUCAAUAGCAGUAGACGAAACUGGAGGGAAGGAUGGAGUUCACGUAGGGACACAUCAGCUCCGAGGUGGUUUGACCCAAACCGAUCAAACAGAUACCCGUUGUGACAGUGAAGCAUCUCGAAGAUAUCUUUUUACCAAAUUCCUCACCAGAAAAUGUUUGAGGCUUCCUGCAAAUACUCAGGCUGAUA